Fukomys damarensis (Damara mole-rat) is the source of this 4358-nucleotide messenger RNA. RefSeq lists its product as uncharacterized. Gene Ontology annotation, biological process: virion assembly; proteolysis; DNA integration. Gene Ontology annotation, molecular function: aspartic-type endopeptidase activity; zinc ion binding; nucleic acid binding. The record is from RefSeq and is a predicted model, not a curated record. Lineage: Eukaryota; Metazoa; Chordata; Mammalia; Rodentia; Bathyergidae.
UCUGAGAUUAAUUCGGUAUCUGUGUGUAUGUUAUUUGUGGAAUCUUGUCUUGUUUUUUAAUUAUGGGACAGAUUGUGACCACACCUUUGGACUUGACCUUGAAGCAUUGGACUGAAGUUAGGGCCAGAAGUAGAGACUUAUCUGUACUAAUAAAGAAAAGACCCUGGCAGACUUAUUGUGCCUCUGAGUGGCCAUCUUUAGGUGUAGGCUGGCCAUCAGGGGGCACUUUUGAUGCAGGAAUAAUAUUGCUCGUUAAAGAUAUUGUUUUCCAGGCUGGACCUGGAAGACAUCCUGACCAGCAACCCUACAUUGUGGUCUGGCAAGACCUCGUCCUGAACCCCCCACCUUGGGUAAAACCUUGGGUACAUCGGCCGACGAAUUGGCCUGUCACUCAAGUUUUCUCUCUAAAGGAGGCCCCAUCAUACAAAGAUGAAAGGGCUUCGGGAAUCCAGCCUCACCCAUGGAUAUACCCAGAGAUUGAGGGGCCCCCGACCUGGUCGGAACCCUUUCCUCCCCCUUAUCCACAAGCCCCUGCCCCUCCCGAGCCUAUUGCAGAGCCCUCAGCGCCUUCCGGGGAGAUUCACGGACCUGCUUGUCAGAGAGCAGUUUCCCCUGGGGCACCUGAUUCCACAGUAGCCCUCCCCCUGAGAGCUUAUGGGCCACCUCCCCCUGAGGGUCCUAAUGUUCAACUUGCGGCUCUGCAGCCGCUUCAGUAUUGGCCAUUCUCCUCCUCUGACCUGUAUAACUGGAAGACUAACCACUCUUCCUUUUCUGAGGACCCACAGAGACUGAUGGGUCUUGUGGAGUCCCUUAUGUUUUCUCAUCAGCCCACCUGAGAUGAUUGCCAACAGCUAUUGCAGAUGCUGUUUACCACUGAGGAAUGAGAGCGCAUUCUUUUAGAGAGCAGAAAGAAUGUUCCUGGGGCUGAUGGGAGACCCACCCUGAUGCCCAACCUCAUUGAUGAUGCUUUCCCCUUGGGCUGACCAGAUUGGGAUUACAACACCGCCGAAGGUAGGGAGUGACUGAAAGUCUAUCGCCAGACUCUAGUGGCGGGUCUCAAGGGAGCGGCGAGACGCCCAACCAAUUUGGCCAAGGUAAGAGAGAUUACUCAAGGGGAGAUGGAACCGCCUUCAGUAUUCCUGGAAAGACUAAUGGUCACUUUCCAGCGGUAUACCCCUUUUGACCCAGAAUCGGAGGGACAGAGAGCUUCCGUAGCCAUGGCUUUCAUAGGACAAUCAGCUCCGGAUAUUAGAAAGAAGCUUCAGCGAAUUGAGGGAUUACAAGAUUAUACUAUACGAGAUCUAGUAAAGGAAGCCAACAAGGUGUAUCAUAAGAGAGAGAGAAAGAAAGAAAGAGAACAGCAGAGAGAAAAGGAAAGAGAGGAACGAGAGAAGGAAAGAGACAGAAGGAAGGAAAAGGACUUAGCUAGGAUCUUGGCUGCAGUCGUUAGGGAAAAAAAUUAUAAGGGUCGAGAAAAUAAACCAAGGCAGACAGGGUACCUGGGCAACAGAAGACCACUAGACAAAGAUCAAUGUGCGUAUUGCAAGGAAAAUGGACAUUGGGCUAGAGAAUGCCCUAAGAAAAAGGGAGGACCUCCUAAGAUACUGGCCCUGGGAGAGGAAAACAGCUAGAGGGGAUGGGGCUUGGAGCCCCUCCCCGAGCCCAGGGUAACCCUAACUGUGGAGGGGCAACCUGUGGAGUUACUAGUUGACACUGGGGCACAACACUCUGUUUUAUUGCACCCCUUGGGAGAUAUAAAAGAAGAGAAAUCCUGGGUAAUAGGAGCUACAGGGCAUCAACAAUAUUCAUGGACUACUAAAAGAAAAAUAGACUUAGGAAUAGGCCGAGUGACUCAUUCCUUUCUGGUGAUCCCCGAGUGCCCAGCCCCUUUGCUUGGGCAAGAUCUGCUCACCAAGAUGGGGGCCCAAAUCACUUUCUCCCCUGAGGGCCCCAAAUUAGAAGCUAAGGGGCCUGUUACUCUUCUAACCCUAUGGCUGGAGGACGAACAUCGGCUUUAUGAGGUGCCACCUUCACCAGAGACUAACAUAGAGCAUUGGCUAUCAAAAUUUCCCUGGGCAUGGGCUGAAACUGCAGGGAUGGGACUAGCCCUCCAAGCUCCACCAAUCCUGAUAGAAUUAAAGGCAAACUCUGAACCCAUCGCAGUCCGGCAAUAUCCUAUGAGCCUUGAGGCCCAACGGGGGAUCAGGCCCCACAUCCAGCGCCUCUUAGAAUUAAGAAUUUUGAUGCCCUGUCGUUCAGCAUGGAAUACCCCUCUCCUACCAGUCCAGAAGCCAGGCACAAAAGACUUUCGCCCUGUACAAGAUCUUAGGGAAGUUAAUAAGCGAGUGCAAGACAUUCACCCUACCAUGCCUAAUCCUUAUAACCUAUUAAGUUCUCUCCCCCGUGACCGAAUCUGGUACACUGUUUUAGACCUUAAAGAUGCUUUCUUCUGCCUAAGAUUACAUCCUGCCAGUCAACCUGUUUUCGCCUUUGAGUGGAGGGACCCAGAGAAUGGUCAAGCGGGACAAUUGACCUGGACACAGUUACCCCAAGGAUUCAAAAAUUCGCCUACUCUAUUUGAUGAGGCCUUGCACUGAGAUCUUGCACCUUUCCACACCGACAACCCCCAGGUAACUCUCCUCCAAUAUGUAGAUGAUCUGCCCCUGGCCGGAGCCACAGAAGAAGACUGUCUAUUGGGAACUGAAAACUUGCUGACUGAAUUGGCAUGUCUAGGAUACCGAGCCUCAGCAAAGAAAGCACAGCUCUGUAAAAGAGAGGUAACCUACCUGGGAUAUAAUUUAAGAAAUGGACAAUGCAGGCUGACAGAGGCCAGAAAGAGAACUGUGACCCAGAUUCCUGUCCCAAAAACUCCGCGGGAAGUCAGAGAAUUUUGGGGUACUGCGGGGUUCUGUCAGUUAUGGAUUCCUGGUUUCGCCAAUUUAGCAGUCCCCCUUUACCCUCUGACUAAGGAAGGUGCCCCCUUUACUUGGGGACCCCAACAACAAGAAUCCUUUGACAACAUCAAGCAGGCCUUGUUGUCUGCUCCAGCUCUCAGUCUACCUGAUCUAACUAAGCCUUUUGCCCUGUUUGUCGAUGAGAAAAGGGGAAUCGCAAAAGGAGUGUUAACCCAAACUUUGGGACCUUGGAAAAGGCCAGUGGCCUUCCUGUCAAAGAAACUGGACCCAGUAGCACAGGGGCGGCCUGUCUGCUUAAAAUCAAUAGCUGCCAUUGCCACCUUGGUGAAAGAUGCUGAUAAACUAACUAUGGGACAACAAUUAACUGUCAUAGCUCCCCAUGCCUUAGAGAGCAUUAUCCGACAGCCUCCAGACAGAUGGCUGUCAAAUGCCCGGAUGGUUCAUUGUCAGACUCUGUUGCUGAAUGAAAGAAUCCAGUUUGCUCCUCCAGCUAUUCUCAAUCCCGCUACCCUGCUGCCUGAUGUCACCAAGGAACAGGUGAUACAUCAAUGCCACGAGAUUUUGGCUGAAGAGGCUGGGUCCAGGAAAGAGUUGACUGACCAGCCCUGGCCUGGAGCUCUCACAUGGCUCACUGAUGGAAUCAUCUACAUCGUGGAAGGAUGGGUAGAGGCCUACCCCACGAAAACAGAAACUGCUACUAUUGUGACAAAGAAGAUACUCGAAGAGAUCUUCCCAAGGUUUGGCAUCCCUAAGGUAAUCGGUUCAGACAAUGGGCCAGCAUUUGUUGCCCAGGUAAGUCAGGGACUAGCCAAGGUCCUGGGGUUUAAUUGGAAAUUGCACUGUGCUUAUAGACCCCAAAGUUCAGGUCAAGUAGAGAGGAUGAAUAGAUCAUUAAAAGAGACCUUGACCAAAUUGUCCUUAGAGACUGGCAUUAUAGACUGGACGGUCCUCCUACCCCUUGCUUUGCUCCAAGUAUGGAAUACUCCGGGAAAAUUUGGUUUAACCCCUUUUGAAUUGAUUUAUGGAGCCCCUCCUCCUGUAAUAGGAGUUGGUAACUUGACAGAUCCAAAUGUUGUCUCUUCUAAACCUCUUUAUGGUAGAUUAAAAGCCCUUGAAACUGUCCAACAUGAAGUGUGGAAACACCUGAGAGAAGCUUAUGCUCCAGGAGACCUCCAAGUUCCUCAUCAUUUUCAAGUCGGGGACUCCGUCUACAUCCGCUGUCACCGGGUAGGCAACCUAGAGCCUCGUUGGAAGGGACCUUUCCCGGUAUUGCUGACCACUCCCACCGCCGUCAAAGUCGAUGGAAUAUCAGUUUGGACCCAUGCUUCCCACGUCAAACCGGCCCCCCCACCGGCCCCAGAAUGGAGACUGGAAAAGACUUCUAACCCCUUCAAGUUUAAGGUUGUACGGACUCCUGACUCUAAUCCACCCCCUUCUGAGUAG